This is a messenger RNA of Didymodactylos carnosus, 648 nucleotides long. NCBI's taxonomy places the organism in Eukaryota, Metazoa, Rotifera, Eurotatoria, Philodinida, Philodinidae. The record is from the annotation of a GenBank genome assembly.
AUGAUCCAGAUGACUCGCUUCAACUCACCCUCGAAGACAAUGUUGCUAUCUGUAUUUUCAAAAGUAAACGUCCGUUUAUCUCAUAAAGGGAUAACAGAGUUAAUGCCUUCUCGCGUUAUUUCAGCUGCUCAAUAUCAACGAUUAUCACUGGAAGCACAAUCAAACCACCUUCAUUAUUAUUCACUCAAAAUAACUUAUCGCCGUCAUUCAACUCAAGAUUAUAUUAUGACAUCUGUCCCAUUAGUAAGUAGUCAUUGUCUUGUUGUUCAAGUACAAUUUCAUUACCAAAUAUCAUUGCUCAUUAAUGAGAACGGUUGUGCUGUCGGCGUUUAUUUGACAACUGGCAAUUCAACUUGCAGUAAAACAUCAAUAUCAACAACAACAGGAAUAAAUCAAACUAAUAUCCCUUACAAAGUCGGCUUACGAAUGGAUUUAACUGAAACUGGACCACAACCUGAUACGCAACAUUUUCUUGAAAAAUUACGUCGGGAGCAAGAAGCAAAGCAAAAAUUUCAAGAAAAUGAUAAUAGAUCAUUUUUUCUCAAAUACUGGAAAUAUAUAAUACCAGUAGUCGCUAUUGUAUUGUUGCAAGGUGUUUUCGCAGAUAAUGGUGGACAACCAAGUGGCGGUGGUCGUGAACAAAGAUAA